Molecule: messenger RNA, 291 nt
Organism: Boeremia exigua
Lineage: Eukaryota; Fungi; Ascomycota; Dothideomycetes; Pleosporales; Didymellaceae
Exons: 1
Coding region: 14-271 (85 amino acids)
Source: RefSeq, a predicted model, not a curated record
CCACGACGCAACUAUGUAUGGCUUUGGCUCCGAUGGCGUACUUCUCGGAGGACCAAUCAGUAACCUGUCGUUGUUCAUGGAUACACACGGUGCCGCCCCCCACAUCACCGCCCAUAGCGACAUCAUUUCGAUCACGCCAACAACAGCUGUAGUCAAGGUCGACAUGGAGAGAGAUGCUGCCGGCGUCAACUACACAGACAAUCACACGCUCCUGAAACAAGACGGAAAGUGGUUGAUAAUCGCAAAAGUGUUUCAUGCAUGGGAGGCCUGAAAAGCUAAGAUGGUACUCAC